This is a messenger RNA of Perca fluviatilis (European perch), 4761 nucleotides long. Its product is annotated as terminal nucleotidyltransferase 4A-like. The transcript is spliced from 12 exons. The record is from RefSeq and is a predicted model, not a curated record. Gene Ontology annotation, cellular component: nucleolus; TRAMP complex. Lineage: Eukaryota; Metazoa; Chordata; Actinopteri; Perciformes; Percidae. The coding region runs from base 219 to 2654 and encodes 811 amino acids. Gene Ontology annotation, biological process: RNA 3'-end processing. Gene Ontology annotation, molecular function: poly(A) RNA polymerase activity; mRNA binding.
CCGUGCUGCUGGGUGCGCCAUAUUGGCUGGCUUUCAUGAAGAGUGGAGUUGGACGAGCCGCUUGUAAAAACCAAACCAGUUUCUGGACAUGAAGCAUUUCGAUGAUAACCAGUAAAUCAACGCGGUAGGAUUUAUCGGUUUCCAUAAGUGCAAAGUGUUUAAUUUGCCAAAUUGUUCGCUAUUUUCCCGUGACGAGGCUCUCGACUAACUCGAGUCCAAUGGAUCCUAGGACCGCUUGGAUCCAGCCGGAGAAGAAGGGACCUGACAAUUCCCCGAUGCACAUUUGGGAAACCUCUCAGGGAUUUGGAGCGAACUCCAGCAUCGACAACCACCUUCACCACCAACGCAACUUUGCAGCGCAAAAUGCAAACUCCACGCAGUCAAACGGCGAGUAUUGCAAAAAUGUAACGUUAGCACUGCCGCCGGGGUGUGUGUUUGGAAAAAUGCCGAAGCGAGACGGCGGCGGAGAGAGGGGAAAUGUCCGAAGGAAGGGCUCCUUGUCACCGUCCUCUUCCUCUCUGGACUCGGAGGCCGAGAGCUCCUCGCCCUCCGGCUCCUCUCUGCAAAUCGAUAAUUUGAACGUCGCAGAAGAUGCCAACCGGUUUUUACACUACGGCGAGCACGAGUUGAACGAGAACAAUCUCAAACGGCAACACCCCUCUCCGCCUUUUCACACUGUUCAGCAACACUGUCGCAGCAUGCAACAAUCGGGCGGCCACACCCCCACUGGCAUGAAAAAUCAGCAUGUGAACAAGCAGCACCACCACCACCACCAUCAUCAUCGGUCCCAUUCAUCCGGACGCAGGAGGCAUCUGAACAGAGCCAACACGUUCCACGGCAUCAACCCGCUCCUGUCCCACGGCAGCAAUGGACACCAUGUAGACUCUUCUUGUAGUCUGUGGAAAACCAGGCGGUACAGCCCGGGUUUUAACGGUCUUCAUGAAGAAAUCAUGGACUUUUUCAACUUCAUGUCACCACGACCAGAGGAGGAGGCCAUGAGAAGAGAUGUCGUGAACAGAAUAGAAAGCGUCAUCAAGGACUUGUGGCCCACAGCACGGGUGGAGAUAUUUGGCAGUUUCAGCACAGGACUUUAUCUUCCAACAAGUGACAUUGACCUGGUGGUGUUUGGAAAGUGGGACCAUCCCCCACUGCAAGAACUAGAACAAGCCCUGAAGAAACGCAAUGUGGCUGGCCCUUAUCCCAUCAAGGUCCUGGACAAAGCUACAGUGCCGAUCAUCAAGCUUACGGACCAUGAAACAGAGGUGAAAGUGGACAUCAGCUUCAAUGUAGAGACUGCUGUUAAAGCGGCACAGUUCAUCAAAAGCUAUCUUAAGAAGUAUACUGUUCUGCCGCCUCUGAUCUUCGUCCUGAAGCAGUUCCUACUGCAGAGAGACCUGAAUGAAGUCUUCACUGGAGGCAUCAGCUCUUACAGCCUUAUACUAAUGGCCAUCAGCUUCCUGCAGUUACACCCUCGAAUCGACACACGACGUGCCAACAUCAACCUGGGCAUCCUGCUGAUCGAGUUCUUUGGGCUGUAUGGCCGCAAUUUCAACUACAUGAAGUACGGCAUCAGGGUGAAGAACGGAGGGGCUUACCUGUCCAAGGAGGAAAUGUUGAAAGGCGUGGGGAGUGGAAACAGGCCAUCCAUGCUCUGCAUGGAAGACCCAAUACAGCCAGGAAACGACGUGGGCAGGAGUUCAUAUGGCAUCCUGCAAGUCAAGCAGGUGUUUGACUUUGCCUUCAUGGUGCUGAGUCAUGGAGUGUCUCACCAUGCACGUGCUUACCCCAACAAAGAGUAUGACAGUACUUUAGGACGCAUCCUCAAAGUCAGCCCAGAGGUGUUGGCCUACAGGGACUGGACAAUUAAGAAGUGGGGAGCCAAGCUGGAGAGCCAUGACGUAGAGACCUGUGAGCGGGACCUUGCCAGGCUGAUGCUGGUUUCUGUGGAGGAUCAGAGAGACACGUCCUCUCCCCUCAGUGCUGACUCUCCCUCACCUUCUCCAGUCUUCCUCCCCAGCCCUCAACACCACUCAUCAUCGUCCUCUGCGUGCUCGCUCUCCUCCUCCUCCGGAAGUGACAUAGAGUCUGAUUCUCCGCCGAGCAGUAAUGCUGCUAUCCAGCUCCACCCCCUCACCCUGACCUCGGUCCAUUCAGUAAUCCAGAUGGCUACUGACCUGAGGGCUACACACCCAGCGAGCUUUAUCCACACCACACCUCAGAUCCAGAUGUCUCUCCCUGAAAACCUAACCAUCCCCUCGUUCUCCGAUUGCCAGUUCUACCAUGAGAAUCCACCUUCAAUCAGCGUUGUGCACUGUCACAUGUCACAAGCUGCACACAUGUCCCAGCACGCUAACUCCACAAGCCCCCUCCACCAGCUUCACCACCCACAGAUGGGAGGGCAGCAUAGCCACACUUACACCAUGAUAUCCAAUUCCCAAGGCUCACUUGAGCCGCACAAAGUUGGCUUCAAGCACAACCACGGUGGCAGCCUCCAAGGUCAAAAUCACUCUCAAGGUACCUUCAGUCCCCAGCAGCGGUUUGUUCCCCAGAGUCCUAACACGGCACCGGGUUUCAGGAACCAGCAGCAGUACAACCGCAACACCUGGCGCCGCAGGAAGAGGGACAAUCUUCCUGCUCUUAACCAGAGCAGAUGAAAUGCAUGCAGGACUUGACUGGCAUUGGUUUUUUUAGGGCCUCACUUAGCCCAUCGCGGGUCUUGGUGUUGAGGAGCUGUGAAGAAUUCCUGGUACACCUGUGUUUUGUCGGAGGCUCUCAAAAACUCAACUACUUUUUGUCAAGGAAUUCACAAGUCAAUUGAAGUGGACUCCAAAGGUUUCGAAUGAUUGAUGUCUGCUAGCAUUGCAAGCACUUGGUAAGGCUACAAGGCUCUUGCAGAUGAGGGAAGACUAAAAGUCUUAACUGUGCUCAUUUUGUUUCAUCGGUCCGAUGAUAGUCAGAGGCCCUUCCUUGAAAUUUGAUGCACACCAGCACAGACUUUGAGUUGAUCCAGGAAUGAAUGAUUCCCUGACGGUCUGCUCACCAGUGUCACUUUCCAGCAGCUAAAGGCUCUGGCUGGUCGGCUGAAGAGUUCGGUCAAGUAUUGAGUUUUCAUGCAACUUCAUGUGCCAUAGUACUGAACUGGUUUGGUUCUCCUCAAGUUUUGACUCUUAUUGGGCCUUUUUGAUCAGGUUUGGAGCGCGUCUGGUCUUCUGAAUGCAACUCCCUCUCGACUAUGCUCUUGAUUCUGAGCUCUUACAGCUUGGACUAUCAUCUACGAAUUGUACUCUGGACUGAAGCAAAGCACUACCUUUCUACCUAUGCAGCGCAACGCUGACUUGAUGUUUUUGAUGUGACGGCACAAAACGGACCUUGUCCAAAAGUCUUAAACUGUGAUGACUUGUUUGAAUGUACCAAGUUUCUUUUUUGUGUGUUGGUCAUUUGUUUCCUUGUUUGUCACUGAGGGCUUUUGUUUUUCUUCACAUUGGCACUACAUGUUUUGUUUUUGUUUGGUAAACAUUGCCACCUUUUUGUUUGUUGCGUUCAUGUGCAAUAAUUGCUUUUAUUUAAUUUAUUUCACAUUUUAGUUAUAUUUUAGGGGUUCUCCCCACUAUAGGUUUGCUUUUUUUUAUUUAGACAUUGACCUGUGCAAUAGAUGGGGGGUGUGUGUGUGUGUGUGUCUCUGUGUGUGUGUGUGUGUGUCUCUGUGUGUGUGUGUGUGUCUCUGUGUGUGUGUGUGUGUGUCUGUGUGUGUGUGUGUGUGUGUGUCCUGAGAAAUGUGCCAAAUAUGACAUGAUUUACCAUUGUAUUAUGAUCACUUGAAAUUUUUCCAACUGCCUGUCCAAAUGAUUUCCACCACUACUCUUUAUCACUUUUAGCAGUAGGUUGACUUUUAUUUUGGUGCAUUUCCUAGGCUGUACUGGAGAAAUGAAUCGUUUUUAGCAGGGUUUACUCAUGUCAUUUCAAAAAUAGUUGGUGCUACUUAUUACCAGCAAAGUGCUUUUUCUGCCUUAUGUCUCCUUUUUGAUUCUGUUAAAGCAACAGGUUAACUGCCUUCUUAAAUGACCAAAUUUGCCCUUUUUUCUGUACGUAGUCCGCUUUCUGUAUUACCUAUUGUUUCUAUAAGCACUGCCAGGUUUUCUUGGCUUUUAUUUUUACACACCGCUUCUAGGUGUGUGCUCCAGGAGGAGACUCCUACUGCAGUCAAUGAUUGUUAACAUUAACAUCAUGUCACAACAUUUUUAUUUUUAUUUUUUUUUUACUUCAAAGUUCAUAAUUUUAAAGGCAAGAGGGCCUUAUAUUUCAAAGAUUUUCCUCUCCCAUAUAUUUAAAGUCAGCAUUUGUACAUCUUGUGAGACAAGGUUUCAAAGCUAAUAAUUUACACAGCAAUCUAUAAGUGGACUUGAGCUUGGGAUGUCACAGAUUUCCCAUUGCUGGAGUUUCAGUAGAGCCAUUCACGAAACCAAAAUUUGGCAAAGAUCAUAGGUUAUAAGAGUCAGUGAUUAUUUGAACACCCCGCACACCAAUCUGAUGGACUCAACGUGAUAUUAGCAUUAAACCCUCAUUUUCAAUGCCGCUUUUAAUAAGCACCCUGAGGAUGAUCGAUGGGUUGUUGCAUCAUAUUGACGGGAGCCAAAUCCCCAGCUUAAGUGUGUGUGUGUAAUUAGGAUGGGUUAUGUGCAAAUGACUGACGUAAUAGAUAUAUACCUUGUUUUUUUUUUUUUUUUUUUAUGUAAGUUUUUCUAUUUUUUUAAAUAAACAUUU